Molecule: messenger RNA, 1741 nt
Organism: Salmo salar (Atlantic salmon)
Lineage: Eukaryota; Metazoa; Chordata; Actinopteri; Salmoniformes; Salmonidae
Source: RefSeq, a predicted model, not a curated record
UGACAGCAUGGAAAUGAGUCUAUGUGCUGUCAACUCCCAUUUCAAAAUGGCUCAUCCUCUGUUUUAACAGGUAACUAUGAAUGAUCAAGCGGUCAUUGAGGGGCAAGAAGUGACCAUGUCUGUCCGACUAAAUGGACAGCCCAAACCCAUGCUUUAUUGGCUGAGGGACAGGGAGACAAUGAAAACAGACUUGCACCACACAGUGAGUGAGACCAAGGACGGCACUUUUGAAAUGACCAUCAACUCAGCUCAGAAGUCGGACACGGGAGUGUACACCUGCAAGAUCAUCAAUGAGUAUGGAACAAAGCAGUGCGAAUGCAAACUGGAGGUGAAAGUGCCACCAGUGGAGUCAGGCCUAACCAUUAUCCGUCCAGUGAUGGACAUCACAGUGGACGCAGGUGAGACGGUCAUGUUAGAGUGCCACAUAAUUGGACCACUGGACACAGACGUCGAUUGGCUUGCAGAUGGUAAACUGAUCCAGCCAGCUCUGCUCAACUGCAAAAUGCAUUUUGACGGGAAAAGGUGCAGGCUGCUCCUCAACUCAGUGCACGAGGACGACAGUGGCACCUAUACGUGCAAGCUGACCUCGGCCAAAGAGGAACUGACCUUAAGUGGCCAACUCAAAGUCAUCCCUUCCAUCAAGCCCCUUUUCACCCGCAAGCUGGAUGCCUUAGAGGUGAUUGAGGGACGUAACGCCCGCUUUGACUGCAGGGUCAGCGGAACACCACCUCCAAAAGUCAGCUGGGGACAUUUUGACCAUACACUGGUAGAGAGUGACAAUGUGCAGAUCUUACAAGAGGGAGGACGUCACUCCCUCAUAAUCUCUCAUGUCACCAAUGAGGACGAGGGCUUCUACACAGUCAUCGCUUGCAAUCCACACGGCGACGCCGAGAGUGCCGCUGAGCUCUAUGUCCAGGAGCCCAAACCUGCUAUGUCAUCUCAAAUGGCGAAGCUAGAGAAGAUGCCAUCCAUCCCGGAGGAGCCUGAGGUGCUGGUCAACGAGGUUGAGCGCUUUACCAUGCCUGACUUUGUCAAGCCACUGUACGACCUGGACGUGAUUGAGGGCACGGAGGCCGUGCUCAAGUGCAAGGUGGCCGGCCUGCCGUACCCCACCAUUGUGUGGUUCCACAAUGGCAAGAAGAUCGACAGCAUGGAGGACAGGAAAUUGACACAGUUCAGAGACAUCCACAGCCUGGUCAUCAGCUCUGUCUGCCAUGCUCACGGAGGGGUAUACAAGAGUGUCAUCGCCAACAAGGUGGGCAAGGCCACUUGCUAUGCCCAUCUAUAUGUGACUGAUGUUCUUCCAGACCCUCCAGAUGGGCCACCAGUAAUAGAGGCGGUUACUGGCAAGACUAUCACCCUGAGCUGGAAGAAACCCCGGAGGCUGGAUCCCUCUAUUGAUCCAAACACGUUGACGUAUGCCAUCCAACAACAAGAGCUGGGCUCGAUCCAGUGGACCAUCAUAGUGUCCAGUCUGAAAGACCCUUGCUACACAGUGACCAGCUGCUCCAAAGGAGUCUGCUAUGCCUUCAGGGUCCUGUCAAUCACCACCAAGGCCUUUAGCAAACCCUCUCCGUCCACAGACCCAGUGCAACUUGUCAACAGAGGUCCAUAUCUUCAGGAGGGUCCGGUGAUCAUUGAUAAGCCAGACAUAGUCUAUGUCCAGGAGAACCUGUCAUUCAGCAUCACCAUCACUCUGAACCACGUCAAUGCUUCAGUUAUCUGGAAGAGCUCACAGUAA